Cephus cinctus (wheat stem sawfly) is the source of this 2224-nucleotide messenger RNA. Its product is annotated as synaptic vesicle glycoprotein 2B. NCBI's taxonomy places the organism in Eukaryota, Metazoa, Arthropoda, Insecta, Hymenoptera, Cephidae. Gene Ontology annotation, cellular component: membrane. The record is from RefSeq and is a predicted model, not a curated record. Gene Ontology annotation, molecular function: transmembrane transporter activity. The coding region runs from base 135 to 1667 and encodes 510 amino acids. The transcript has 11 exons. Gene Ontology annotation, biological process: transmembrane transport.
CGGACAAGAAGCUGACACUAUUUUACAUGAGCGGCAACGGUCCUCCAGCAGGCGACGUUAGUGACUUCUUCGUCUUCUGAACAGAAGAAAAACUUCUUGCCGGUCGAAGACAUUGGUGCCCCAAAUAAACAGCCAUGGGUUUCGACUUUUUGGCAGAGGGUGCUGCCAAUUUUGAGCAUGCCAUAACUGCCACGGGUUUUGGAAAAUUUCACUAUAUGCUAUUGGCAGUUAGUGGAUUGAUUUAUAUGGAUACAGCGAUCGGUAUCACUAUACUUUCAUUCGUGUUACCUGCAGCGCAAUGCGACCUACAAAUGGAUUCCACGUCAAAAGGAUACCUGACAGCAUCACCAAUGCUUGGUAUGGUUAUUGGCUCUUACAUAUGGGGAUGUCUGGCUGAUACCAAAGGAAGAAAAAUUGUCCUUAUCGCAACGUUAUUGAUGGAUGGUAUCGUUGGUAUCGUAUCAUCAUUUGUUCAAUACUAUUGGGUCUUUUUGGCUUUCCGCUUUUUUAACGGAUUCGCCGUCACCGGAGCUAUGGGCAUUUGCUUCCCAUACCUGGGCGAAUUUCAACCCACGAAAUAUCGUGAGAAGAUUCUCUGCUGGAUGGAAAUGUUCUGGACCAUUGGUGUAAUCGUAUUGCCCUUGAUCGCCUGGCUGAUAAUUCCAAUUGACUUCACUUACGAAUCUGACUCGUUUUACUUCAAAUCCUGGAAUCUCUUCGUGGCUUUGUGUUCAUUACCAUCAUUGAUGAUUGGACUUUGGUUAUUCAGUUUCCCGGAAAGUCCAAAAUUCCUUAUGGAAUGUGGAGAGACGGAAGCUGCGUUCGAAGUGUUCAAAUGGAUUUAUGCUCAGAAUACCGGAAAGGAUCCUGAAACUUAUCCAGUUAAAGCAUUGGUGGAAAAAUCAAGUCCUAAGGAAAAGUCAACAAUGGCAUUAAAGCUCCAUAAGCGCAAGGAGCUGAAGAUACUCGUUUCCGAAGUCUGGAAUUUAACCAAAGCUCUAUGCAAGCCUCCAUAUCUUCGUAAUACUUUACUAGCCUGUGGUAUACAAUUUGGACUGACUAGCAGCUACUACACACUGAUGGUUUGGUUCCCAGAAUUAUUCACCAGGUUCGAGGAAUUUGAAGAGACAAAUCCGGGCCAGACCACAUCGGUCUGUAUCGUCUCAUCCAGUCAUAUCAAUGAUACAUCCCAUCCGUUUGGAUGUGACACCACAAUUGCUACCUCGGUAUAUUUGCACACCGUGUAUAUUGGAUUAGCCUGUAUCCCAGGUUCCAUUAUUCUUCCUCUGUUUGUACAUAAAUUGGGAGCCAAAUUUUUCCUGAUUCUGUCGCUGUUGGUAUCUGGUGGAGUGACCGUUGGUUUCUACUACGUAACAAAUUCGACUCAGAACUUGAUUCUCUCGUGCAUCUUUGAAGCACUCACGUCACUAGGUAUCUCAUUGGUAUACUGUGUGAUCGUUGAUAUGUUCCCAACUAAUUUAAGAGUAAUGGCGGCGGCAUUGUCCCUUACCAUGGGUCGGUUAGGUGCAUUGGUCGGUAACUUAGUUUUCGGUUACUUGAUCGACCUGGCCUGCGUCGUCCCGAUCAUUUUGUUCGCUGCAUUCCUCUUUGUAUGUGGUUUUAUGUCCUUCUUCUUGCCGAAGACCGGAAAGGAAACUUUGGACUAAUGAUGUUCAUUUUAGAAAAUAAAAGUAUAUUAAGCCACUUUCAUGUGCACAAGCAGGAACAAAUGUGAAGCUAUUGCAGCUCGACGAUUCCUAAGAUUAAGUGAAGACAGGACGGAAUUGUUGGGAGUUGGGAUUUUUCAAUUUCUUAUUGACUAAUCCUGACAGCCUGUUUCAAAGUAUUACGAGAUAAUUGCGAUAAGGAUUAUCGAUUUCUCUUAUCGAUUUUCAUUUUCCGCCAAUCAGCAUAUGUCUCGUUGUUUUAUUAUAGUAUCAUCGAUCCCUCAGCAUCUCUGUCUAUCUUAUACAUGCAUUCGUAUAAGUACCUAUUUAUUCGCAAUAGCGUUUAUGUUUUAUAUGUAUCAAUAUUAACUUCAUUGCCUUCAUAAUCAUUAUAUUUCAUUUAUAUACCAUAAAUUUACCGCGCUUCGGAUAUAUUUAAUAGCUCGAUAACAAAAGUAGUUUGUACAUGAUGAAUAAUGUAUGCUGGUGUGACAUGAUAGUUGAUACGGUACCAUAUUUAUCAAAGAAUAAAAAAAGUUUUUUUCAGUACCAAAAAA